CUCUAUAUAAACAAACACCGGCAAUCAGUCUUGCUACUACUUUCAAAUUAUCUUCAUCUCCUCCAUCUUAGUGGCUUUUAUAUUACUUAGGAAUUUGCAAUGGAGAACUGCAGAGUUCUACUAAUAUGGAUGGUAGUGAUUGCUGCAUUAGGAUUAGGUGUAGAAUCUAAGAUCAAUUAUGCAUCAUAUGCAAACUCAGAAUUUGAAGAUUCACCUCUUCAAAUUACAUCUGAUGGAAUGAUUUACUGUUACCCAUGCUAUGGAAUCAAUUCGAAAAGGAAUCAUCUUGAAGGUGCUGUUGUACAAGUCACCUGUCAAGCAGGAGGAGGCAAACAAUUUGUUAGCUAUGGAAAGACAGGAAUUCAUGGUAAUUACAGUGUCAGAAUUGAAAGUUUCAACGAUGCCAAAUAUGGAGGAGCGGUUUGCAAGGCCAAGCUUCAUGCAGCACCAAAGGGUUCAGCCUGCAACGUUUCUGCUGAUCUGAAUGGUGGAAAGAAUGGUGCGCUGCUUCAAGUCAAGGCCAAGGACAACCAUGUGGUUGCUCUCCAAGCUAAACCGUUUGCAUAUGCUUCAAAAAUUUCAAUCUAUGAAUGCUCACAGAACGUUUCAACAACCAGUUAUCCAUAUUCUUCUCCUUUCCCACCAUCUCCAGUACCUUCUCCUUACUUGCAUAAGUCAUCCCAUCCCUCAGCAUACCAUGAAUCAGUAUACCCCAACAACAAGUCUUUGGCAAAACAAUUCUACCUUACAAACACCUACUAUGCAGCACCCCCACCUCCAGCCCAGACAAAUUCAUCCAGGGAGGUGAUAGAAAAGAACUGUACAAAAGUUGGAAAUGUAGCAGAGUGCAACACUACUACUACCACCACUACAUACAACAAAACCCAGACCAACUCAAGGUCCAUUGAUACUCCCCCUCCCUCUAUGGAUACUCCUCCUUCGGUACCUUCUGGUGUGGAGAAGAAUACUCAGUCUUUAUUCUUACCUGUGUUGGUUCUCUGGCUUGUUAUUAUUAGGCAUUAGACCUUUUGAUCCAAUUGAUGAUGAUUAUGGAUUAUUAGUAUUAACUUUACCAUUUGUUGAAAAUUCGAUGAUUAUGGGUUAUUAGUGUUUGAUUUUCUU
Messenger RNA from Papaver somniferum (opium poppy), 1122 nucleotides. RefSeq lists its product as uncharacterized. Bases 100 to 1023 code for a protein of 307 amino acids. The record is from RefSeq and is a predicted model, not a curated record. Lineage: Eukaryota; Viridiplantae; Streptophyta; Magnoliopsida; Ranunculales; Papaveraceae. The transcript is spliced from 4 exons.